AUGGCAAGCCAAAGACAAGGCCAAACGGCAGCCGGAAUUCUUGACCAGCAGGUAGGGCCGCCGUACUUACCUGCUGUGUGGCUUUAUGGAGCAACUCCUACCAUAGUCCCGGAUGUAAUCGUAUGUUCACUGUUCUUGCUCGCAUAUCUGGCCGCCGCCAUCAUCCACAAGGUUGUAUUCCUCAAGAACAAAUUCAAAGGACAGAAGUUCGUCAUGUCUGCCAUGGCAUUUGGCUUCUGCUUCGUGAGGCUCAUCACAUUCUCUACUCGUAUAGCGUGGGGCGUUCUACCUGCUAAUGCUAGCCUUGCCCUUGUGAGCAACAUUUUCCUAAACGCUGGAAUCCCAAUCCUUUACAUUAUCAAUCUGGUGUUCGUUCAUCGAAUUACAAGAGCCCAACACCCACGAUUCGGAUGGCAUCGCUCCCUCUCGAUUCUGGGAAGGGUCACCAUUGCUUUGAUAAUAUUGACAUUAGUCUUGCUUAUCUACUCGGGCAUUCAAGCCUCAAUGACUCGCGACGAUACAAUCCAACAGAAGCUCCGUAUCAUUCAGCUUUACGGUGCAACCUUCAACACCGCAAUCGCUGUUGUGCCUCUCUUGAUGCUCUUCAUUGGUGUCAUUAUUCCCAAGCGGGUGAGAACGGAGAAGUUUGGUGUUGGACGUUUUCGCGUCAAGGUAGCAGUGCUGUUAGUUUCUUCGUCAUUACUAACAAUUCGAACGGCCUACGCCACGACUAUUGCAUACUUCGCUCCAGUUCCGCUUUCAGAGCCUAUGCCAUGGUACUAUUCGAAAGCCGUAUUCUAUCCCCUGCAGCUGGUUACAGAGCUCAUAGUGGUGUAUGUUUUCAUCUUUGUCCGUAUCAACAAGAUAUUUUACACGCCAGAUGGGCUUCCACGUGGCUCAUAUAUCGACUUAACAAAGAGUGUGGGCCAGCUCGCAAAUAAACCACUCCCGUAUGCAGAGCGCAAUUUUGAAACAGCCACAACGCUUCGUCCCUACGGAGAAGAGGAGCUGCUACAGAACCAGGACGCCCUGGCAGAAACUCUGCACUACUCUAGCACUUCUCUCCUGCUAGAUAACCAAAGUGGAAAAUGGAAGCUCGAUCGUUCAAGUGCAGCUGAUCUCUAUUCACCGGCCUUACACCACGAGAGUGAAGAUCCGAGCAGAAGAAUGAGCAGUGCCAGCAACUAUUAUUAUGCACCUAUGAGCGACGAAUCAGGCCAGCCGCGUGGCUAUCGUUUACCCACCACGUGGAGCAAAGCGCGGUACUAUGGAGGAAAGGAGCAAAGAGAUGGCGGGAAGACGGGCAGCGCUGACAAUGAUGAUAGCAACAUCGAGCUGGAAAUGAACAGGGAGCACGACUCUAUGUACAAAGCCAGGCUUCCCAAGAACAUUGGUCAUAAAAUACCGUCUUCUGCGGGAAGUCAGAUGCGUCAAAUCCACACCAACCGAAGUAUACCCGCAGAGCUGGAAAGACUAAGUCAAGUAAGCAUGGGAAGCACGUUCCAGGAGCGUGUUGACCAAGUCAUGAGGGACUGCUGCCGGGCACCACAAACCGGUGUCAAUGAGGCUCGUCCUCGUCGACCACGAACGCUAUCUCAUCCACGAAGGCCCUCUAGACUACGAUUUUCGUCUUCGCCGAUAUCUCCCAUACCAUCUAUCACGCAUCCGAAGCCGCCACCCGCAGUCAGCCAACCGCAAGGAUCGCCGAGCUUUGAAGGCGUGAGGUUUCAUAGAGUUUGA
Molecule: messenger RNA, 1740 nt
Organism: Verruconis gallopava
Lineage: Eukaryota; Fungi; Ascomycota; Dothideomycetes; Venturiales; Sympoventuriaceae
Exons: 3
Coding region: 1-1740 (579 amino acids)
Source: RefSeq, a predicted model, not a curated record